CAAAGCGAGGUUAGCCGCCCAGCUACGUAAUGGCCCCGGGGCGGCCCAGUGGGGGCCGCGAGUCAGAAUUUCGAAGCCAGCCAGAAGCCCCCUCAGGCUCCAAGGCUCCCAGGCUCCCGGGCUUGCCGCCGAAAUCGGUCCUUGAAACUAUACUAAGAGAGACAUGGGGCCAAGGAACGAUCCCUUUUUGGUACGGUGGGGAAAUUCAACCGAUGGCUCGAUCAGAUAAGAUUGAUAAUUUGCGCGGCCAGAGAAGAGGUCGCUCCGCAAGCUCCGACGGCCUCAACACGCGAUGCAGCUCUGUCUUCUCUUUGGAAUAUCGGCCGUUCUGCUGUCUCAUUAUGUCCGUGCAGCAAGCGUUAUCUCAGAGAACGAGCGGUGUGUGACCGCCGUCUAUACGGGGCUCGAUUAUGUCUCGUUCGCGGGUGAGCCGGCAUAUGGACUAUGGGAGAACCGAUGCCAGAAUCCACUCAAAGUCGCGUCAAUAUAUGCAGCAGCUGAGAAAUAUUGCGGUGAGACUGAGCAGACGGCCGGGUUUGCCAAAUUGGAUAUAUUUUGUCUGGAUCUUGCUUAUAUGAAAUUUCUGCCGAGAGAAAAUGUGGCUGAAAAUCUGACUAAAGAGAGUGUUGAGAUGAUGAGAGUUGUACGAUUUCAAGAAGUAUCUCGUUCUGAGCGUAUCAAUUAUCCAGUUUUGUUGUCACCUGCCUACUUUGACAGGACAUUUCGCACUAUCGAUACAUGGCAAAUCGAGACUUGGGCGCAUCAGGCCUACGGCUACUUUGGCUAUCUAUACUGGGCUAGUGUUCUCUUGGUAGGAAUGAUGCACCGAUUGUUACAACAUUCGCACCGAGUCCAGUCAACAUUUGCAAGACUUUCUUCGUUUGCUUUUGGCAAAAUGAUUUGCAGGGCAUACCAAUGGGUCCAUACGUAUUUGAUCAUCGCAUUCCCGCUCAAGUCACCAAGCCGAAAGGUCCUUUGUUUCGACUUGCCAACGCGAAUAGAUACAAUCAUCAUCCUCGGAUUCUGGCUGCUAACUAUUCUCUUGACAUCUAUUACAUAUCCUCUCUCCACUGAUAAUAUAUAUUGGCCAAACCCAACAAGACAACUACUUCGGUAUGUAGCCGAUAGGACAGGCAUUAUGGCUUUUGCGAAUCUACCAUUGCUCUGGAUAUUUGCAGGAAGAAACAAUAUUUUCCUAUGGGCGACAGGUUGGAGUUUUGCCACAUUUAACCUUUUCCAUCGCCAUGUUGCAUGGAUCGCUACAGCACAGGCAGUAGUUCAUACCCUUGCGUAUUUGAUAUUGUUUGAUCAAACAUCUUCGAAUAAACUUCGGAAACAAGUUUCUAAAACUUACAUAAUUUGGGGUGCGACGGCUACGGUCGCAAUGGUAAUGGUCUUACCAUCGGCUAUUAAAUGGAUUCGAAAUAAGUCGUAUGAAUUUUUCCUUCUCGUUCAUAUAGUGCUAUCCGUCGUUACAAUAGUUGGUUGUUUCUAUCACAUCAUUAUCUUUGAAGACGAAGGCUACGAGUAUUACCUCUGGCCCGUAGUAGCCAUCUGGUGUUCUGACAGAAUUCUCCGUCUGAUCCGCAUGAUUUAUUGCAAUUUCUACGCCCACUGCCGUCGAGCAAAGCUUAAAUGCACCAGCAGCACCGCACUGUAUGAUAAAACGUCGAAUGUCAUCAGAUUGGAAGUAAUUCCAGGCUCUUCAUCCUUUCAACCAACUGCCUCCAGCUACUACUAUUUAUAUCAACCUUUCCGCUUUCGAGGCUGGGAAAACCAUCCCUUCACCCUGGGCUCGUGGAAAUACAUAGACAACGGAGAACUUGAAUCUCGAAACAAACAACAAGCUCUAAACCCAGACGAAUCGACCGAUGGUUCCCAAAUCCCUCUCCUCUCAUCAUCUGAUCACGAGCACGAAUCCCCAUUGUCAAAACAGUCUGAAAUAACUGUCCAACAACCAAACCUUAUUUUCUGGAUUCGUCCCUACGAUGGAUGGACGCGUUCGCUUCGAGACCAGUGUCUCAAAUCAAUGGACCGGACUAUUCACCCAACAAUCCUCCUCGAAGGACCAUAUGGCGAACCAUUUCCUAUCGACAACUAUGAUUCUGUUCUCCUCAUAGCCGGUGGAACAGGCAUUGCCUGUGCAGUCCCUUACAUCAAGCAGCACAACCACCACUCCGUCAUGAGCGACUACGAUAAAACAGAGACUCCACGUCGCGACAUCCGACUUGUAUGGGCCGCCAGGGAAUCAUCCUUUAUAAUCGAUGUCGCCACCCGCGAGCUACAAAACGAACUCAUAUCCUGCGAGGAGUUCAGCGCGUCGUUCUACUCAACAUCCGCUGGUUUGAGGAACCAGCGCUUCAAGAUCCCGAGCAACCACAACUUAGGUACAGCGGACAUCGAUCUUGACAUCCAGGCUGGUAGACCUAAUUUACGGGAACUUGUUCUGGAGCAUGCGCGGGAGGCAAGCGAUACGCAGCGUUCCGCGGUGGUUCUAGUGUCAGGUCCGACGACGAUGGCAGAUGAAGCGCGUGCGGCAGUGCAGCACGCGAUACGUAGAGGUUAUAGGAGGAUUGCUUUUAAAGAGGAAUCGUUCAGCUGGUAAUAGAGUAUAAGCAUGUAGAAAGGAAGCGUUUCACGACCUUCAUUGAUGAAGACUAGACAUAGAUGGCCUAAAUAUAUUACUUGAUGGAAUUAAUUAAACCAAACUUCAGUAUUUAUGAAAAG
Talaromyces proteolyticus is the source of this 2727-nucleotide messenger RNA. Its product is annotated as putative plasma membrane ferric-chelate reductase. Gene Ontology annotation, cellular component: plasma membrane. Gene Ontology annotation, molecular function: ferric-chelate reductase activity. Gene Ontology annotation, biological process: copper ion import; intracellular iron ion homeostasis; iron ion transport. The transcript is spliced from 7 exons. The coding region runs from base 293 to 2605 and encodes 770 amino acids. The record is from RefSeq and is a predicted model, not a curated record. Lineage: Eukaryota; Fungi; Ascomycota; Eurotiomycetes; Eurotiales; Trichocomaceae.